Molecule: messenger RNA, 1992 nt
Organism: Pleurotus ostreatus (oyster mushroom)
Lineage: Eukaryota; Fungi; Basidiomycota; Agaricomycetes; Agaricales; Pleurotaceae
Exons: 6
Coding region: 1-1992 (663 amino acids)
Source: RefSeq, a predicted model, not a curated record
AUGCACCGAACUGAAGAAGAUCUGGCCAACGGUCGUGCUCAUGUACACAACAAGCGAUACGGCGACCAUACCCCUCCGACGGGGGUUGGUUACGUAGCAAGCAAGAGGCAGAGACGCGACCCGCCACUCCAAGUCCGACGCCGCCGACGCUCUAAAUUGCCUCCUUACUAUAAACUGUGUUUCAACGAAGAUUUACUGGGCAGGGUCUCUGAGAGGAAUUACCCGCCUGUGUUACCAGGCGACUUCGUCAUUUGGAAACAACAAAUAAACUCACACUCGAGAUAUUUCGACGAUGAUGAUGUCCAAAUGGAAGAUAUGGGUGAUCCGCGAUAUGAACAUAGCAUCCCGCCUGGAGGGGGUGCACCAGCGAACAACCAAGGUACCGAAGAUGCAUCGGGUUGGGGCGGGAUCAACAGGGGAAACCAAGGACAGCAAGGGAACAGUCUCGAGAAUGCGUCAGCGUGGGAUGGGAUCAACGGGCAGCAAUGUGCCGAGGAUGCGUCGAAGUGGAGCGGAAUCAACAGGCAGCAAUGUGCCGAGGAUGCGUCGAAGUGGGGCGGAAUCAACAGAGCUACUCGAUCUCAAGAGCAACAAAGUAGAUCCGCGGCGCGCAAUGGGGAAAGGUCUCAUCAAGAAGAUGAGUCUAUGUUAGCAGACGACGAAGAGGAGUUUUGCGAAGGUAGUUGCAUAUGGGAGUACAAAGAUUCAGCUCAUCGUAGGAAAGUACGCGAUCAGCGCAGCGAUUUCGUAAGAGCCUCACCCAACCUUCCUUCCUCAGCCAAGGCUCAUCCCCCUUUCAUUUUCAAAUUUCAGGAAUUUGUCUGCAAGCGACUGAAGCAAACACCAAAUACAGCAGCGACGUUUCAAGACUUGUUGGGAGUUAUGCAGGUUACGAGGCCUCUUCGCAGCCCUGAACCCUCUUUGCCCACACCGGAUGCAAGUCCUCGGCGACCCAAACCGACAAGGAGAACAAAGAGACCACAGGAAGCUAGUGACGAUGAAGAUCGUUGCUUUGAUCCUGUCAAACGCGAUUCGUUUCAAGUCCGGCUACAUGCCGAACUGAGAGAUUAUUGCGAUAUGACACUGCUGCAAUUAACGAAAGUUGAUCCAAGGCCCCUUACUACUCCGACAGCAGACGAGAUCGAAAAGUUCCGUCGCGAUCCUCGUCUCGCCCCCGGCCCAGAUCUUGCGUCACUUCGACUCGACUUGAAAUCCACAAACUGGGAGUCAUCCGUCUGGAACCUUGCAGCUGCUGACAUGAUCGCGGAUGAAUUUGUCCAGGAUGAGGAGUACCAAUGCAAAAACAAAAGAAUGGUCCGCGAAGCUUUCAGGAAGCAUUUAAGACAACUAAGAGAUCGCUAUCGCAGACAAGAGUGGCAAAGGACCAAUGAUAAGGAGGCAGAGGUGAAUGAAGCCCGGUCGUUACGCAAUCUUCGCAGAUCUAAUCGACGACGGUCGCUACGAGAGCGCCGCAUCAAAGGGAUUAGGGCCUACCAACGUAUCGCCGCGAAGACUGACCAAUACGAGAAGCUAAGUCAGUUUGAGAAAUUGUUAAGCGAAAUGCCACUAGAUGCUAUGAGUGGGGAUGAAUCGGACCAUGGGGUGUUUGUGAGGAAGAAAUUACCUUGGCGUUCCCCCGAUACCAAGGUCCUCGAGUGGUUUCGUGUCCUUGAUGGGUUAUACCUGUCCACUCGUUUCGCCGACAACGAUAAACCAAUCCCCGGGGCAUUUCCAGCUCAACGACUCCUCCCGAACGGUAUCCUUUACGAUGCCAACCCCGUGCCGCGGCUCCCGAUAAAUUUAUAUGAUCCUGCUUAUCUAAACGGGCUUGACGAAUACGGGAUGGCUCGUCUUGCUCCUCAGAAGGCAAUAGAUCUCAGCUUUCCUCCCCAACUGCAACUCGUAGCCGCUAGGUUUAGCGGUGUUCAUAGUGGAAACAGGAAGCCGUUGCCUCGUGAUCAUCCGUCGCUCCGAAACUACCGCUCAAGCUAG